Molecule: messenger RNA, 2334 nt
Organism: Tupaia belangeri chinensis (Chinese tree shrew)
Lineage: Eukaryota; Metazoa; Chordata; Mammalia; Scandentia; Tupaiidae
Gene: RAB3B
Product: RAB3B, member RAS oncogene family
Exons: 5
Coding region: 154-813 (219 amino acids)
Molecular function (GO): GTPase activity; GTP binding
Source: RefSeq, a predicted model, not a curated record
UCAGCCCUAAGUCGCCGCGAGGGGACCAGACCCGCCCAGCUCCGCACCGCCCUGCACCCCAAGCCCCGCUGCACCUCCUGCCGCCCUGAGUCAGGUUCUGCCGUCCAGCAGCGAUUCCGGAGCAAGUCCUUGGUCCCGUACUCCGUGUCCAAGAUGGCUUCCGUGACUGAUGGUAAAACCGGAGUCAAAGAUGCCUCUGACCAGAAUUUUGACUACAUGUUCAAACUGCUCAUCAUUGGCAACAGCAGUGUGGGCAAGACCUCCUUCCUCUUCCGCUAUGCUGAUGACACCUUCACCCCGGCCUUUGUCAGUACUGUAGGCAUUGACUUCAAGGUGAAGACAGUCUACCGCCAUGAGAAGCGAGUGAAGCUGCAAAUUUGGGACACUGCUGGACAGGAGCGAUAUCGGACCAUCACAACAGCCUAUUACCGUGGGGCCAUGGGCUUCAUUCUGAUGUAUGACAUCACCAAUGAGGAGUCUUUCAACGCUGUCCAAGACUGGGCUACUCAGAUCAAGACCUACUCCUGGGAUAAUGCUCAAGUUAUUCUGGUGGGAAAUAAGUGUGACAUGGAGGAAGAGAGAGUUGUUCCCACUGAGAAGGGCAGGCUCCUUGCAGAACAGCUUGGGUUUGACUUCUUUGAAGCCAGUGCCAAGGAGAACAUCAGCGUGAGGCAGGCCUUCGAGUGCCUGGUGGAUGCCAUUUGUGACAAGAUGUCUGAUUCGCUGGACACAGACCCCUCGGUGCUGGGCACCUCCAAGCACACACGCCUCUCGGACACCCCACCACUGCUGCAGCAGAACUGCUCGUGCUAGGCAAGGCCCACCCUGCUAAGCUCCCCGUAUUGUGGCCCCACACCCACUCUGCUCCUCCCUGUUACACCCUGUCUGCUCCUAGCUCCCAGCAAGCUGAGUUGCUGCCGUUUUAUGCCUGCUCCUGGGCUUCUCUGCAGAUGGCCCCAAUUACAGACACUGCACUAGGUGAACAGUGCAGGUCACCACAUGGGUGCAGAUUCACUUUACAUGAGAUUUCAUUUUACAAAGGGAAUUCACCACGGGGAUUGGAAAGCGAGUCUCUUUUUUGCCUUUAAAAUGAGAUUUUCUCCAUUUACCAAAAUUUGACACACAUACAUACACACACACACACAUACACACACACACACUUUCAGAGGCUGGCCAACUUUGUAAAGUGAAGCCCACCUGCACAGCUAAUCUUAUUAAAGAAAAUCUCCCAAAACACAACACACUUGUUUCGUAUCAGGCUCCCUGUGGGGCAUCCUCUCACUGCAAGUCAAGCUUUGGCUCACAAAGCCCUGUGCCUGUUACCAUGAAUGCCCACAGGGCCUGGGCAGUUGCUGUGGUGACGGGCCAGAACUAAUCUCCAGAGAGCUCAGAUUUUCUAAUGAUGCUGCAGGAGCAAAGGCUGAGUCAGAAACAUACUUAAAAGAAAAAAGAUUAUCCCCUGCAAAAUGUCAAAGAUUCCUGCCACAUGAAAGAGCAAGUAAGGGAACUCAGGAAAGGACGAGAAAAAGAGAAACACGGGUGAGAUAAAGAAAUAGGUCAUGCGCUUCUGAUUUGACUGCUUUCCAGCUGCUUCUUAACUGUGGCAACUCCAUGAAAUUGGGCAUUGGUUGUUAGACUCCCAGAGUUAGAAAAUUUUAGAGUCAGUAGGAAGUCCAAGUUCGCCUAGUUCUAACCUUCCUACCUGGAACAAAUGGCAGUCAGACUUCACAACUGAAUUUCUGUCUUCUAAAGCUCACCUUCUAGGUAGGGGAGGGAGCUCAGUGUCCUCACCAUCUUCAGUCAGCUCUCAGAGUAGAAAGUUUCCUUGCUCCAAGCUCAAAUCUGCCUCCUGGAAAUUCUUCUUUCCACCCGAUUUGUACCGGGUCCACUCUUAAAGACACCUCACAGAGUCUACCCCCUCUAUCUUGUGACACUCUUAGAUAAUUUGAGAAUAAUAAUCCAUGAUCUCUAAAACCUGUUCUUUCUCAAGGUCAAAUAUCUCUAUAAUUUCAACUGCUUUUCUUCAUAGGGGUUUCUCCCAUCUUGUCCCUUUUCUCCAAUCCAUCUUUCCAUUUAUUCCUGCGCAGUACCCCCAGGAAAUGUGAUUCAAGGCAGAAUAAAUCUAAGGAGGCAUGAUCCUGAGAAAAUCAGGAAAACUGAAUUCAGAGGUCCCAAUCCCAACCCUGUUCUGGGAAUGAAACCUUAGUUUCUACCAAAGAGUUGAUGUGAAACCAAUUAUGGUGGAAACCCCUAAAUUAAACACUUAAAAAAAAAGAAAGAAAGAAAGAAAGAAAACAACUCUGAGACUAGAAUGGAGUAACUCAUGAUUCCAGC